ACGACACAAUAAGUCCAAAACAAUUAACCACACAAAUACAAAAUGAAUAAAAUGUCGUUCUUUGGUUAUAGUUUCAUCGUAGUCGCAUUAUUCUCCGAUUUAACUCAAGCCUAUCGUCACACUCCUGCUCAACCGCCAAAAGCAAACGCAAAUGGUGAUGUCAAGCCGCAAGAAACGCUCGCGGUUCACAACAAGGCCCGAGCCAUGGUCGGAGUCGGACCAAUGGUGUGGAACGAAACUCUUGCGACUUAUGCACAAAACUAUGCACACGAAAGAGCCAGAGACUGUGCCAUGAAGCAUUCCUCGGGACCAUUCGGCGAAAAUCUAGCCGCGGGUUGGGGAACAAUGAGCGGUCCGGUUGCGACUGAGUAUUGGAUGACGGAGAAGGAAAAUUACGAUUAUGACAGUAACACGUGUGGUGGUGGUGAUGGUGUGUGUGGACACUACACUCAGAUCGUUGUGGCGUGACUCGGUUCGACUCGGUUGCGGCUCGGUGAGGUGUAAGAAUGAUGAGUAUAUUUGGGUGAUUUGUAGCUAUGAUCCUCCGGGGAAUUACAUAGGUCAACGUCCGUAUUAAUGAUUGGAUCAUUUUAUACCAAAUUAUAAAAUCUUACUACGGUC
Molecule: messenger RNA, 621 nt
Organism: Arabidopsis arenosa
Lineage: Eukaryota; Viridiplantae; Streptophyta; Magnoliopsida; Brassicales; Brassicaceae
Source: the annotation of a GenBank genome assembly